Messenger RNA from Armigeres subalbatus, 528 nucleotides. RefSeq lists its product as uncharacterized. Lineage: Eukaryota; Metazoa; Arthropoda; Insecta; Diptera; Culicidae. The transcript is spliced from 2 exons. Bases 1 to 528 code for a protein of 175 amino acids. The record is from RefSeq and is a predicted model, not a curated record.
AUGUACAAAAUAUUCCUAUCGAUUACCUUAACAGUGUUCUGCAAGUACACUGAGUCAAAAAUCAUCCCCGAUGUACAGGGAGUGCGUCCCUGUCCCGAAUAUAAACACGAUUUCGAUUUCUCCAACCUGGAUUACGAUUACGAUGACGAUGGCUACCUCACGGUGAACGGAAACUUCACCUUCCUGCGGGACAUUGCCUCGCCCUAUCCGGCGUACUUCCACUCGGAGCAAAUGGAACGGGGCGAGUGGAGGCGGGCGUUGAUCGAGCGCAGCGUGCCCGAUUUCUGCGCAGUGCUACAAAGCCCCACGGAAAUUUGGUACCCGAUCACCCGGUAUUUGAAUAAGAAGGCCUGCCCGUACAAGGCGGGGUUUGUAGGCACGAUCGAUCAUGUCCGUUACAAAUUCCCGUUCACAAUUUCGCCCCAAUUUCUGGGCGAAUGGAGGCUAUUCAUGGAGCAGCGCGAUAGCAGGAAAGAUCCAAAGCCUUUUGCCUGUUUGAUUUUGUAUUUUAGUGUCAUUGAAAUAUAA